Messenger RNA from Brettanomyces bruxellensis, 1515 nucleotides. RefSeq lists its product as uncharacterized. Gene Ontology annotation, cellular component: sno(s)RNA-containing ribonucleoprotein complex. The transcript has a single exon. The coding region runs from base 1 to 1515 and encodes 504 amino acids. Gene Ontology annotation, biological process: ribosome biogenesis; pseudouridine synthesis; box H/ACA snoRNP assembly. The record is from RefSeq and is a predicted model, not a curated record. Lineage: Eukaryota; Fungi; Ascomycota; Pichiomycetes; Pichiales; Pichiaceae. Gene Ontology annotation, molecular function: RNA binding.
AUGUCAGCCAAUCAAAAUGAUGGCGUCGACCAAAGUCCUAUGUCUCCAAGUAAUGAAAACAUCGAUAAGAAAAAUUUAGAUGCUACUUCUACAAAUGCCGACGAAGAUAUGAUCUUCAAUAAGGAUGUCGACAUUCAGUAUAGUUCAGAUGAAGAUAUAGCAAAUGAUAAGAAGGGAAAGCGAUCCGGAUCUUUUUCGGCUUCUUCGAAUUUGGAGACUAGUACAAGUUCAGGUGAUUCUGAUUCUGAUUCUGAUUCUGAUUCUGGCUCUGGUUCCGAUUCUGAUUCCGAUUCUGAUUCCAAUUCCAAUUCCAACUCAGAAUCCGGAUCCUCUGUAUCCAGCAGUGGUUCUGAAUCCGAUUCAGAGACAGAUUCAAUGCAAGCAAAUAUUAAAGAUGAUAUAGAAGAGCAUGAGACUGAUGAUGAAGGACCCAUAAGGUCAAAGAAUGAAAAAUCAGUUGAAGUUGCACCAGAGCUUCCAGAAGAUUACACAAUUCCGGAAUCAACGCCCAUAAAGUAUCUUGGAACAGUUACGAGCAUAGUCGAGAAUAGUGUUCUUGUCCAAUCAGCAGUCUCCGCUGAACUCCAGGUCUUGAGAGAAGGUGCUGUGCUUUGCUUAGAGAAUCGUUCUCCUUUGGGCAUACUAUUUGAGAUAUUUGGACGAUUGCAAUGUCCAAUUUUCCGGGUUAAGUUCAACAACGAAGCCGAGUUGAAAGACCGUAACAUAGAAAAGGGAAUGAAGGUCUAUUAUGUUGUCCCAUCUGCCCAAUUUGCGCUGACAUCACAAAUUAGAAGUAUUCGAGGUACGGAUGCAAGUAACGUUAACGAUGAAGAAUUGCCCGAGAGUGAGCAGGAUUAUUCUGAUGAUGAGGAAGAGAGUAGAGCCAAAAGAGAAAGAAAACGUCAACGGAAAAGCAAAGCUAAGGAUGGCCAGAUACAGAAAAGGCAGCAACAUGGAUCUGGAGGUAGGAUUCCAAACUACUUAAAGUCACGUUUUACUGCUUUACCUUCUUCUAAGCCACGCGGGUAUCAAUCGCACGCGAAACCAUCGCAAUCGUCUAACAAUACUCGUCACCAUAGUACAGAUCAUGCCAAUACCAGCCAGGCACAACUUGCUGCUCUAAACAAAGCACAAAAACAGUUCAUGAGUAUCAUGAAUCCGCAAAGCUCCAACCUGAGUUCCGGAAGCACCUAUGUUCAGAAUAUGUACGGGCAGCCUGCAUCUUCGAAUUCACUGUCAAAUUCACAUGCUAAUUCGUAUUCUUCCUCUUCCACGACUCACACUUAUGGAAAACCAGCUGGUAAUGCACACAAUGGUGAUUCUCUAAUGGAGAAAAUGCAAUUCUUAAUACAGAAGCAAGCCAAAGCGGCAUCUGGGCAGGUCAAGGAGCAUGCAGCCGCUUCCAGCUUCAAUCAGAAAGGUAACAGUGCCGAAUAUUCUCGAGACCCUCCUGACUACAGUGAUGAGAAAGAAGAUAGCAACGACAGCUACGAUCCUGCAAAUCCGGGAUUUUAA